AAAAAAAAAAUGAAGGAUCCAACACAAAUAGAAUUAAGAGAUCCACCAAGAGAUGGCAUAACAAAUAUUUGUUUUCAUCCUGAAGACCCUAAUAUAUUAUUGGCUUCCUCUUGGGAUAAGACAUUACGAGUAUAUAACAUUGAACAAAAUGAGUUGAUUAAAGUGUUCAAUACCGACUCAGUCAUUUUGGACUGCUGUUUUGGCAGCAAUGAUACGGUUUAUUUUGGAGGUUUAGAUAAGAAAGUUAAAAUGAUUGAUUUAAAUACAAAUACGGAAAAAGUGAUUGGAACACAUGAUGAAGCCGUUAGUUGUGUAUGCUGGGGAAAAUUAACAAAUAAAAUAUAUACUGGUUCUUGGGACAAGACACUUCGUAUAUGGGAUCCUUCUAAAUUAACAGAAGAAAAAAUAUUUAAAUUAGAGCACAAAGUUUAUAGUAUGGAUGUGCAAAACGACAAAUUAGCUAUAGCAAUGAGUGAUCGUAAAACACUUAUUUACAACAUUUUAGACAUGUCUUCAGUUUGGCAAUCAAGAGAGACAACAUUACGAUACAUGCUAAAAUGUGUUCGUUUAAUGCCAAACGGUGAAGGAUAUGCAUGCUCUUCUAUUGAAGGUCGAGUCGCCAUAGAAUAUUUUGAUAUGACACCUGAAAUACAAUCAAAGAAGUAUGCAUUUAAAUCCCAUCGUCAAACAAUUAAUGAUAAUGAAGUUGUGUAUCCAGUUAAUGCACUUGCAUUUCAUCCCAAGUAUGGUACAUUUGCAUCAGGUGGAUCAGAUUGCGUAGUUUGUAUUUGGGAUGGUGUUCAUCGAAAACGACUCAAGAUGUUUCCAGGAUAUCCAGAAGAAAUUGCAAAAUUAGCUUUUUCACCUGAUGGUAAAAAGUUAGCUAUUGCUAGUAGUUAUGUUUAUGAUGAAGGAGAACGAGAUCAUGCUCCAGAUACAAUAUUUAUUAAGACUAUUGAGGAUAGUGAUGUAGCCCCUCGAAACAUACAGCGUACAUAAAUAAUAAUAAUAAUAA
Molecule: messenger RNA, 1015 nt
Organism: Cokeromyces recurvatus
Lineage: Eukaryota; Fungi; Mucoromycota; Mucoromycetes; Mucorales; Mucoraceae
Product: mitotic checkpoint protein BUB3-like protein
Exons: 5
Coding region: 10-999 (329 amino acids)
Biological process (GO): mitotic spindle assembly checkpoint signaling
Cellular component (GO): kinetochore; bub1-bub3 complex; mitotic checkpoint complex
Molecular function (GO): ubiquitin binding
Source: RefSeq, a predicted model, not a curated record